AUCAGAGACUCUCUCUCCGCCCUCAGCUGCUGGACUCUCUGCUUUUCCUGCCGGAGGAACCAGAGCAGAAGCAUCAGGAGAAACUAGAGUUGGAGGAAGGAAGCAAAGCCUGAGGAGGGUUGGGAUGCAGGCUCCCCGCGCGCUCCGCUGCUUGCUGUGCGCGCUCAGCUGCGCGUGGUGGCUCCGCACCGGGACAGCCUCGCGCCUCAAGACUCCCGCGCUGCCCAUCCAGUCCGAGAGAGAGCCGCUGCCCUCCAAGGGCCUGGCAGGAUGCUCCUUCGGCGGUCGGUUCUACUCCCUGGACGACACCUGGCACCCGGACCUGGGGGAGCCCUUCGGCGUCAUGCACUGCGUCCAGUGCCGCUGUGAAGCGCUGAAGAGCCGGCGAGGGAAGGUGUCCGGGAAGGUCGACUGCAGGAACAUCAAGCAGGACUGUCCCGCCCCCGACUGCGAGGACUCGGUGCUGCUUCCAGGACACUGCUGCAGGACCUGUCCCAAAGGUUCAGACGGUAAAAAGCAGACGGAUUCUCCUCUGGACAGCUUCGAGUUUUUCCAUGAGAAGGGCAAAGAGGACGACCUCCACAAGUCCUACAACGACAGAUCCUACCUGAGCUCUGAGGACACCGGGCUGGGGGAGGGCCGCACAGACUUCGUGGCCGUGCUGACGGGAGUGACGGACUCAUGGCUGCCCAGUUCCAGCGGAGUCGCCAGAGUCCGUCUGUCUCUGACCAGAACCACACUCACCUUCUCCGUUACGUACCAAAGAAUGGGCCGCCCCAGUAAGAUCACCCUCCUGGACUCAGACGGGACCCCUGCUUUAGAAUAUAAAGUCCCCAAAGGACAGGUGGACAUGAUCUGCGGCGUUUGGAAGAACGUGGCGAAACCCGCCAUGCGGCAGCUGCAGUCUGAGCAAAUGCGCAUCAGGAUGACGACGGCGGCGGGCAGACGGGAAGAGGUGGAGGGAAAGAUCAUCAAGCACAGGGCGCUGUUUGCUGGUGAGACGCCAUGUGGGGGGUCGGGGGGCCUAAAGGUGGAAAUAAAAGGAAACCUUUUCUCCUCAGAUCCGGUUGUGGUUCCGAUUCGAGUCCAGCUGAUGUACCGCCAACAUGUCCUCAGAGAGGUCCGGGCCAACAUCACCUCCAGCGACCCGGACUUCGCUGAGGUGCUGACAGACCUGAACAGCAGAGAGCUCUUCUGGUUAUCCCGUGGGCAGCUGGAAAUCGCCGUGGCGACGGAGGGCCAGGAUCCCAGACAGAUCUCAGGCUUCAUCACUGGGAGGAAAUCCUGCGACACCAUCCAGAGCGUGAUGUCCAGUGGAGAUGCACUGAUCCCAGGGAAGACAGGAGGCGUGGGGUCGGCCAUCUUUAACCUCCAUGAUAACGGCACGCUGGACUACCAGGUUCAGGUUGCAGGUGUGACCAGCGACGUCGUGGGCCUCACUAUCGAGCUGAAGCCGCGGCGGCGAAACAAACGCUCCGUCCUGUACGAUCUAACGGCGGAGUACAGCAAGGCGGCAGGCAGGGCGGCGGGCAGCUGGAGUCGCCUGGAGGCGCGGCAUAUCCACAUGCUGCUGCAGAACGAGCUCUUCAUCAACGUGGCCACCGCUCACCACCAGGAGGGGGAGCUGAGGGGCCAGAUCAAGGCCCUGCCCUACGGCGGCCUGGAGGUCCCCAGACAGGAGCUGCCCGCUCCUCUGGCGGGACACUUCGUGUCUCCAGCAGUGAGAACGGGAGCGUCGGGUCACGCCUGGGUGUCGGUGGACAAACUGUGCCACCUGCACUACGAGAUCAUCGUGGCGGGUCUCAGUAAGACGGACGACGUGACGGUGAACGCCCACCUGCACGGACUGGCCGAGAUCGGAGAGCUGGACGACAGCAGCGCCAACCACAAGAGGCUGCUGACGGGUUUCUACGGCUCCCAGGCUCAGGGCGUCCUGAAGGACAUGAGUGCUGAGCUGCUGCAGCAUCUGGACCAGGGAACGGCCUUCAUCCAAGUCAGCACCAAGAUGAACCCUCAGGGUGAAAUACGAGGACAGAUCCACGUCCCUAACUCCUGUAACCUGGGAGCUCCAACGGAGGCAGAGGAGGCUGAGAUCGACGACCUUCUCCUCAACGACCCCGAGGAGCUGAAGAAGGACCCCAACACCUGCUUCUUUGAGAACCAGCACCAGGCCCAUGGCUCCCGCUGGACCCCCUCCUAUGACAAGUGUUUCACCUGCAGCUGUCAGAAGCGGACGGUGAUCUGUGACCCAGUGAUCUGUCCAGAGCUGACCUGCUCCAGAACCACUCAGCCUGAGGGUCGCUGCUGCCCCGUCUGUGAUGAAAGGAGGGAGGCCAAGGACACGGUCACUCCAGAGCCGGCGGAGGAACAUCUGGAAGGUUGCUACUUUGAGGGCGACCAGAAGAUGCACGCCCCAGGAACCACAUGGCAUCCCUUUGUUCCUCCCUUCGGGUACAUAAAGUGCGCCGUCUGCACAUGCAAGGGCUCCACGGGGGAGGUUCACUGUGAGAAGGUGACGUGUCCGGCGCUGAGCUGCAGCCACCCGGUGAGACGCAGCCCCUCUGACUGCUGCAAGGAGUGUCCUGAGGAGGACCGCACCCCCCGCCUGGAGCACGGCGACAUGAUGCAGGCCGACGGCCCCCGCCACUGCAAGUUUGGAAAGAACUUCUACCAGAACAGCGACAGCUGGCAUCCCUGGGUGCCGCUGGUGGGCGAGAUGAAAUGCAUCAACUGCUGGUGUGACCAUGGAGUCACCAAAUGCCAAAGGAAACAGUGUCCGGUGCUGAGCUGCUCCAACGUCACCCGAACAGAGAGCUCCUGCUGCCCUGCAUGCGCCGAUCACAAACAGGAAGCGGAUCUGAUGACAAAACCAGCGAGCAGAAGACGAAGCUGGAAGCAGUAAGGAUGAGACCCCCCGCAGAUGGUCCCCAGAGCUGCACGCCGCCCCCCCAUCUCUCCUGACCGACACCCACCCUGUUAGCAGCUUCACGAUUGUAGCGAGAGGAGCCUCCAGAGACUGGAGGGAGUGACCCCGACACAAAGACUUUAAGGGAGCCCCAUCCUGACGUCACGCCGCCUGCGCCGUCUGCUGGACUUUAAGGAGGGCGGAGCUGCAGCUGCCCUCUGACUGGAAGGGAAAGGAAGGCAGUUUAUGGACAGAGCUUCGUGUUGAAGCGCAGC
Cyprinodon variegatus (sheepshead minnow) is the source of this 3180-nucleotide messenger RNA. It is a transcript of the gene chrd, whose product is annotated as chordin. Gene Ontology annotation, molecular function: protein binding. Gene Ontology annotation, biological process: multicellular organism development. Bases 125 to 2902 code for a protein of 925 amino acids. The transcript has 20 exons. The record is from RefSeq and is a predicted model, not a curated record. NCBI's taxonomy places the organism in Eukaryota, Metazoa, Chordata, Actinopteri, Cyprinodontiformes, Cyprinodontidae.